UGUAUGCGACCUUCUCCGCAAGACGGGACCGGCAGUCGGUCGCUACAAAACAUAGUGUUCGUGUCGUGUGUGUGCUCACCCGCAAGGAUUUCGCUUUUAUUGCUUUCAAGGACAGUUGCACCCUGUCCUGGUAGGACAUGUGUCCGUCGACGGAAGGAGUACUCGCGCUCUUGUGCUGUGCCUUUGCACUCCUCUAUGCGCACACGUGUGCACAGGAAUUGGGCCGCGGACCCGCUUACACGAACGGCAGCAACGACACAUCCACAGCCAUUUUAUUCCUGAACGCACGUAAGCAGGCCUACUCCAGGCAUAAGCUUCCCAUCGCAAGACCCAGGCUCCGAACGACGACGUCUGAGCCUUCGGAAAUCGACCUCGAGUCUGAGACCACACCUGAACCAGUUCAGGAAAACACCCAGGUGAAACGCCAAGCCAUUUUCGACACCGUCCUCAAGCAAGCGGAUAUCUUCGAGUUGUCUUCCUCAGACUUCAGUCCAGCAGUCGCAUGGCCCGUUCCUCGGCGUCCAGCGUCCCGGCGCUUCCGUCACAACACUUUGACUGUCUCAUCAACGGCCAGGCCACUCCUGAAGUUGAUGAGGCCGAAACCCACGAGGCCACCGGCUUACUCACUCGACGGAUUUGUACCCAAACCGAGCAUGAUCCGCGUCUCUUCCACAGAGGCCCCCCUUCAUAUUCGAAGGGCGUACGCCAAAACCGACGCCCCGACCUCCUCUAGGAAUACACUCAGGAAAAGGGGUUACAGGAAGAACAAGACGAAGCCAUUGUCAAACGACGACGACGAUGAUGGCAACGUGUUCGGCAAGUCUUCUUACAAGAGGAAGAACCCCAGCAGUCGAAUGAUGAUGAACCGGACACCGCGGAAGGGACUUCCUGGAAUCGACUUUCCUACCUUCAGUCGUGUUCCCGUGACGAGCUUCGACUGCGACGAAAAGCCUUUCCCUGGCAUGUAUGCCGAUUCUGACGCCGGUUGCCAGGUGUGGCACAUGUGCACAGGAGUUCCGAACCUGGGCGCUCGGCACAGCUUCCUUUGUCCCAACGGCACAAUCUUUAACGAACGACGCGGCGUCUGCGACUGGUGGUACAACGUCGACUGUAACGACUUGGAGCCAUGAAUUCUCCGAUGACCCAACAGUUACGGACACAAAAAGGCAUUCCUCGAGAAGACUGUGCCAAGAGACGAUUUUCGAUGGGUGUCAUCGUUUGUCCCUCCUUAUCAGUUAUGAUCAUCGUUAUGUUUACAAUCAUAUCAGGAACGUAGGUCCUAGAGAGUCAGGUUUCGUUUAUCGUAGAUGUUGGUAUAAUUGAGCUCGCGGGAAUAAUGACAUUGGGCAGGAAACGCUUAGGGUUGUGUGUAUAUGAGCGUUCGAAACUCGAGGGAAAGCCGGUGAUAAGGCCGUUAACGUAAUCAGAAAGUGAUUGUUUGGAUGGACAAAUACCCCCAGACAAAGAAAGCUUGACUAUAAAAAUGAACGACGACAUCAGCAUGUUUCGAUUGAUAUUUGUGUCGUCAUAUAGGCGAACACUUUCCAUUGGAGGAGGUAUUGAUCACAAUAUAGUUGGGUAGUUAUCAAUGCUCCUGGCGGUUAUGAGCAGUUUUCUUUUUGUUCAUUCACUGACAGACACGUGACAUUGUUCUACUGUGUUUUAUGUACGUAAAUAAUAGAGAUGGGACGAAUCCGAAUCCACGAAUCUUUUUCUGUAGAAGCAGAUUAAAAAUCUAAGAAAAAAAACUUCUACUGGAAUUUUUUUUUUCUGCAGAAUAUGAUACAUUCGUUUAAUGAAAAAAAAAACACAAUAGUUCAGUUUCGGGAGAAAAUAUCCCCACAGAGUUCAUUUAUUUAACAUAUUAUUCAUGGACUAUUUCUAUAAAGCUAAAGCAACAAUCAAAAGCAUAUUUUUAACUUUUAAUGAGAGUUCCCGCUUGGAACUCUCUCAGUCCAGAGCAAUGUAAGCAAACAAACAAGAAAACACCCGUCGGUUACUGAGGCUUUCGGCAGACUCCGGAAGCGCCAAUUUGAAAAAGGAAGAAACGCAGAUUUGAAGGAUUCGAUUCGCCGUUUUGGGCACUAGGGUUCGGAUUCCCGAAUCUCGAAUCCCUGCCUAGGAUUCGUGGAUUCGGUUGGCACAUCCCUAGUAAAUAUCCAAUGGGAAAAUGUUAUUUAUGGCCCGCGGCUACAGAGGGGGUAAGGUUCAGGUGGCAGAAACAUUCCACUGAGAUUAUUCCUGAUUGAACGGGCAGCCCGACAACGGUCCCCAGUCUACAGCUUUCUUCAUUAAAUUCCCAUCAACUCGUAUAGUGUUUCGUUACCUGGACCACGAUAGAUAUUUAUUUUUUACAAACACUCCCUCUGACGUUUGAAAUGCCGUCCACUUCUCGUUAAGUCGCAAAUGGGCUGCGACAAUUUUUUGUUGUUAUUUAUUGAGCACUCGUUAGAUCUGUAUCGUGCACUUCUGUUCAAACUAUUUCUGUACAUAUAAACGUUGAAGAGUUCA
Ornithodoros turicata is the source of this 2511-nucleotide messenger RNA. RefSeq lists its product as uncharacterized. Gene Ontology annotation, molecular function: chitin binding. The transcript is spliced from 6 exons. Lineage: Eukaryota; Metazoa; Arthropoda; Arachnida; Ixodida; Argasidae. Gene Ontology annotation, cellular component: extracellular region. Bases 138 to 1130 code for a protein of 330 amino acids. The record is from RefSeq and is a predicted model, not a curated record.